CUAAAAUGAGCGUGAUAUGAAUCAGGUAUGUUUCUCAGCAGGAGCAGAGGUAGAUAAAGAUUUGGACUUACUCUCCGAUAUAGUCUUAAGUCGCAGAUGUUGACGAUUGGAUUAUAGUCAGAUGAUGGUCUUCCUUGUGUGUGCCAGUUCUUGUUUAAAUUAAUACCAAGAGAUGGAAGAAACUGAAAUCCGAAACUUUCUCGUCGCUUCGGGCGUUGAGGACGACAGUAUCGAUUAUGUCAUGGGCAUGCUGCAGGAAGAGAUGCCGAAGUCACUGGAAGAGGUUGCUGAUCUUGUCGGCUCAUUUCUGGACGACGACGAAGUCAGAAUAUCAAAACUCUGGACUAUCAUAGGAGCCCAUAGAAAUAACUCAGCUUGUGGCCCCGGUGGUGCAGCGACCUCUCCGUCACAGACUUCGCCAGCCGAUAAAGAUUCCGCCUUGCCAACGGCGGACGCAGCUCUACUGAAUUCAAUGAGUGCAACAGAGAUGCGUGUGCUGGCAGGUAAGAGCCUUGGUGAGCUACUGAAUGACAAGAACUGUUCCGGCGACGGAACUACAGAAAAAGGAAACGAAAGCACUCACUUGGUGGAAAUAUCCGAUGACUACCGGCGAAGGAUGCGCAAGAAGAUGCGGCCAAAACCUGUUCCUUCAGGUGUAUCCAACGCUGAAGCCAAACACUUCCGGUCCGCGUGGGUGUCACGCUAUUUUUUGAAGUUGUGGUAUCAGCAACGAAUAACUGAUGAAAUGGAUAAACAUGAAUUCGUUGAUGCCUGAAGACGAGGCUCUGAUAACUUGUGUUUAUGUUUAUGAUACUACGGUAGUAAAUGUUCACUGAAAUUAAUUAUAAUAUAUAAAUGAUCCUCGACUGAGGAACUCUUCCCCCUACACUCCUGAUCUUGUUCCUCUAUUCAAUAAGUUUGGGUGUGCUAAGCGCAAC
Molecule: messenger RNA, 938 nt
Organism: Amoebophrya sp. A25
Lineage: Eukaryota; Dinophyceae; Syndiniales; Amoebophryaceae
Source: the annotation of a GenBank genome assembly